Triplophysa rosa is the source of this 1842-nucleotide messenger RNA. RefSeq lists its product as uncharacterized. The record is from RefSeq and is a predicted model, not a curated record. The transcript is spliced from 4 exons. Lineage: Eukaryota; Metazoa; Chordata; Actinopteri; Cypriniformes; Nemacheilidae. Bases 153 to 809 code for a protein of 218 amino acids.
UACCGGCACGUGAGGCUAGAAGCGGGUUUUGCAUUUUGCGCACCUAUUGACUUGCUCGCGUGUGCGUCGGUACGCAUUAAUAACCGCAAAUAACGGUGAACUAACAUUAUAAACAUUGUUCUUGAACCAAGUGACAACAGAGAGCGUCAAACAUGCUCAGGUUCGUCGAGGUGAUAGUGAUAGUGAUGAUGAUGGUUCUUCUUUCCGACAUUGUGACUUCUAGACAGUUUCUUCUCGACUUCUCGACUGGUGUUGAGAAUGUGAAGGUAGAAGGAAAGACCGUCACUUUAAUCUUCAACACGUCUGAACUGGCACCUGUCCGUAAAGUCACAUUACAAGCAGCCGAAAACGGGAGAAUUGUGUCUCGAAACUGUUCACUUGAGGAAAAGAUGUCGGGAUGUAAAGACGUCACGUCACCUCGAAUCAUUGCACAUAUCGGCCAUGAGAAUGUUUCUGUAGUUAUUCGUAACUUUACCGCACGUGACGCUGUUGGAUACACUUUACAAGCUGUCGGAAACGAGGUCAAGAAUAAAUCUUUCAAUUUGACUAACGAACCUCUGAAAAUGAACAGCAGCACAGAAACUCCACCUUUGACAACUGCUCCAUUCUCCAGAAACAUUGUCAAAAUAGUGCUAUCUGUAGUAGGUGGUGUUGUUGUUGUUGUUGUUGUUCUGCUGGCUGUCAUUUGCAUCAAAUUUAAAAAGAAACGUCAUUCUUCUGUCCCGACUUCAGACUGUGAAAAAGGAGCAACGUCUGGAUUUCAUCGCAACAACAACUGUCUAGAUAAUGAAGCUGACCAGAACCUUUGAUCUGUGUCGGUCGGUGGUGGAAUUAACCUCCAAACUUCACCAGAUUUGCUGAGAUCAUGACAUGUUCAUUUGAUCAUGUUUUUUCUUCUCUCUAGCUGCGUCCCAAUUCACGUACUAUCCGUCCUAAAUAGUAUUCCAAAGUAGAAUUAGUAUGUCAUGUUGAAAAGAGUAUUCCAAAGAUUCCCGGAUGGUCGACUACUUCCGGUAGAAAUUGGAAGUGCAGAAUGAUGCACACUCUAACGGCUGAUAUUACCCACAAUUCACCGCGAGUAGGUGGAGUUUAGUGAUGCUCCACUGCAUUAAAAAGUUUCAAAAGUUUCCAUCUUUUUGGCUCAUUCACAUUUAUUGCUGCCCUUUGACCUUUUGAGAUCACCCCUUUUGUUAUUGCGUGCCUUUUGUAUUAAAUGUUCCACCAGUUUGUCACCAACAUUCUUGUUUUCAUGUCAGUCCUUGUCUUUAUUCGUUUAAUGUUGUUUGUGACUUGUUUUCCUGUGUACCGGGGAAAGCAGACAGGGAAGAAAGUCACGCGACAUACAUUUUACACACGUAGGUUUUAGAAUUAUUCUGUAUUACAUACACUGGACUAGGAGUGAGUGCCACCCCAUGUAUGUUUUGUGCUGGGCUAGUUAGUGUAGUUUAGAAGACCUGCUUAUUUUAUUCUUUAUUUUCAUUAGUUAGGUUAGAGGGCAUUAAAAUGAGUUAGUUUUAUUACGUUUUGUUAUUUUUGUUUCUUAUAACUGUUUCCCUGGAGUGAGUUUUUAACCGCAAUUUCUGAGUUCCUUUUUAAAACACGAUACAUUUGCAGAUGUACAAACAUACUGUAGGCUAAAAUAUCUAAUCAUGAAAUUUCAUGAGUAGGCUACCGAACAUUUAUUUUAUUUAUCGUUUACUUACAUGUGCUUUGGAAGGAUUAACUGUUUUCACCAUGGUAAAUCGCUGUAACGACCUUGCUCCAUUGAUAUGUACUAGACAUUAUUUUGCGUUUAUGAACUGUACAUUAUUAUGCUGGUGUAUGUGACAUAAAAUAAAUACA